GGUUCUGGGAGGAUUCUCCUCGACAACGUGCACUGCAGAGGAGAUGAGCAGCACCUUGAGGAAUGCUCCCAUGUCGGCUGGUUUUCCCACAACUGUGCUCACGGGGAAGAUGCCAGCGUGAUCUGCUCAGGUCACCCAUUAGCUGCCCCGGCAAGGACAGUGGGCACAGUCUUGACUGCACCAAUGAGUAUUUUGAAAUCCUGGACGGCCCUCCAUCCUCAACGAAGUCAUUGGGAAAGACCUGCUCUGGCUUCCACCCCACCUACGUCUCCUCCUCCAGCUCAAUGACCCUCGUGUAUUUCCGAAGCUUCAACAACCUAGGAAAAAACUUCAUUGCUUAUUAUUAUUCUGCAACCAAAGAGGCAGUGUCGCAGACCCCACAUCUAAUCACCAUCCCAACAGCAACACCCAGGACAGUAACAGCAAGAGCAGGGGAUUGGCCAGAGCUUCGGCUGAUGGGUGGCUCUGGCCGGUGCUCAGGACGCGUGGAGAUUCUCCACCAGGGCACCUGGGGCACCGUGUGCGAUGACCUGUGGGACCUGAAUGAAGCUGAGGUUGUGUGCCGGCAGCUUGGGUGUGGUCGAGCCAUGUCUGCCCUUGGGAAGGCCCACUUUGGCCCCGGCUCAGGAGACAUCUUCCUGGAUAACCUCCAGUGUGCUGGUGUGGAGCGCUAUCUGGGCCAGUGCGCCCACUCGGGCUGGACAGAGCACAACUGUGGCCACCAUGAGGAUGCCAGUGUCAUCUGCUCAGAUGCAGAAGACCUAUCUCCAGCCACAGCUCCAGGUUCUUCUGCAGCUUCUCAGGAUCACAUAAAAGAAGGAAAUAACUCUUGUGGAGGGGUCAUUUCUAGAUUCUCUGGCUCAUUUUCUAGUCCACAGUAUCCAGAAAACUACCCAACAAACAUCCAAUGUGUUUGGAAGAUCCACGUGGAUACAAAAUUUUGCAUAGAACUCAUAAUUCCAAGUUUGAAACUGGAAGAUAUCCUUGGAUGUCCCUAUGACUCUGUUGAAAUCUUCGAUGGUCCCAGGAUUGCCUCACUCUCCAUGGGGAAGUUCUGUGCCCCUGCAACUGUGAUCUUCUUCUCCUCCUCACACAUCAUGACAGUGGUGUUCCAAAGUGAUUCUAUAAUAACCAACACUGGCUUUUAUGCUCUUUUUAACGCCAUUCCUCAGGGUGAAAGGCAGUCAGAUGCUGGAGGCUGGGCUCCAGUUGUGACUCCUGCACCCCCAGCUACCAUUCCUCCAGCCCCUAUACCACAAGGAGGAAGUAACUCUUGUGGAGGAGUAAUUUCAAGUCUAUCAGGUUCCUUCUCCAGUCCUUGGUACCCUACAAACUACCCCACCAACGUGGAAUGUGUCUGGGUGAUACACGUGGCUGAGAAAUUCCACAUAGAACUGAUGAUCCCAAGCCUCAAAUUAGAGGACAUCUAUGGGUGUCCUUAUGACUUUAUUGAACUGUUCGAUGGACCACAGGCUGCCUCACUCUCCAUGGGCCGGUUUUGUGCUGGGGCAGAGCUCAUGUUCCUCUCUUCUUCAAACAUCAUGACUGCAAUGUUCAGAAGUGACGCCGUGAUCACCAACACAGGGUUUUAUGCUCUGUACAAUACAGUUCAGCAAGAUGAAAGGGAGAGCGGUAUGUCCCUGCGACUGGUGAAUGGCAGCCACAGGUGUGAGGGCCGGGUGGAGGUCUCCUACAAUGGCACCUGGGGCACGGUGUGCGAUGACAGCUGGGACCUGAUGGAUGCCAGGGUGGUGUGCCAGCAACUCGGCUGUGGUGAGGCCCUGUCAGCCCUGUCUCAGAGCUACUUUGAUGGUGGCACUGGCCACAUCGUUCUGGAUGACGUGCAGUGCACAGGAAGUGAAGCCAAGGUGUGGCGAUGCAUGCACAACGGGUGGUUCUCCCAUAACUGUGGACACCACGAGGAUGCCAGCGUCAUCUGCUCAGGUGUUGAUGGCAAACCAAACGUAGAACCAACAGAUUCCACUGGUGACAAUCACCCUACAGAUGAAAAUUUCCACUGUGGCGGUUUGCUCACAAAUAAUUCAGGCUCCUUCUCCAGUCCUUGGUAUCCUAAAAAUUAUCCCACAAAUGUGGUGUGCACUUGGGACAUACAAGCGGAUGUUGGGGCUCAUGUGAGACUUACAUUUGAAGAGGUGAAAAUGGAAGAUUCCUAUGGUUGUCCAUAUGACUUCAUUGAAAUCUUUGAUGGCCCACAGAGUGAACCUUUUUCGCUAGGGAGAUUCUGUUCCAGGAAGAUCCCAGUAUUUACCUCCUCCUACAACCGCAUGUCAGUGGUGUUCCGUAGCGACGCCAUCAUCACCAACAUCGGCUUCUAUGCAUCUUAUGAGUCUCUUGUGCAAGAUGAGAAUGAUACCGGUUUAGGUAGACUGAAGGGAGAUGAGCUACCCACGCUGUCUGUGCCUUCCACUGCCUCUCUGCCUUACCUAGAAGCAUCUGCUGCUGUGAGUUACCCAACCUCAGCAUCUUUUCCAAAGCCAACGGAGGUGUCCACAUUGACAGGUCUGGAACUGCGGCUGGUGAACGGGUCCAGCAGAUGUGAGGGCCGAGUCGAGCUCUACCACGUCAAUGUCUGGGGCACUGUGUGUGAUGACAGCUGGUCCAUAGAGGAUGCCCAUGUGGUCUGCAAGCAGCUGGGCUGUGGCCUGGCUGUUUCUGCCCUCCCAGGAGCCAGCUUCAGCCCUGGGUCAGGGAGCAUCCUCCUUGAUGAUGUCAACUGCACUGGAACAGAGUCCUCCCUGGGGCAGUGCCCUCACAGCGGUUGGUUCAUCCACAACUGUGGACAUCAUGAAGAUGCUGGUGUCAUCUGCUCAGAUUCUGCAGCUGCUGGACAUUCAGUUUCUUCAACUUCUGGGGAGCAUCCAAGAAUUUUUAAUCUAACAGCUGCUGAAGUUGCCCCAGCAUUGACAGAAAUGGUCCCCAGCAUUGUGAAAAUCUCAGUGGAUGAAAAGAUGGCCCCUGUACUUGAGCCGCCCCUGCGCCUGGUGGGCACGCGGAGCCGCUGCGAGGGCCGGGUGGAGCUGCAGCACCAGGGCGUGUGGGGCACGGUGUGCGACGACCACUGGAACAUCAGGAACGCCCGCGUGGUGUGCCGCCUCCUGGGCUGCGGCCGCGCUCUGGGUGCCCCGGGCCGCGGUCGCUUCGGCCGGGGCACCGGGCCCAUCCUGCUGGACGACGUGCGCUGCGCCGGCAACGAGGAUGCGCUGGAGCGCUGCGCCCACUCGGGCUGGGGCCGGCACAACUGCCAGCACCGCGAGGACGCGGGCGUGGUGUGCGCAGGUCCAGCUGACUCUCUUGUGCCUAAGGACAAUGCCCAGCUAUCCUGCUUGCCGCACCUCUUCCAAGCUGUCAUUGACCGAGGCUACCUCCGGAGGCUGGGCUACUCCUCCUGGGACAUCCACUUAAACGAUGAGCUAUGUCGUCCCCAAGUCACUGGGCGUUACCUGAUCUUCAAUAUUCCCUAUGGCCACUGUGGCACCAUCCAGCAGGAGCACCUCGGCUCCCUCAGCUACUCCAACUCCAUCAGAGGCCGGACGUGGGGCCACCCUGGCCGAGUCACUGUGCGGCACAAGGUGCCUGAGCUGAAGUUCACCUGCAGGGUGGAUGGCCCAGCUACAGUCGAAAUCAUUCGUGGGGAUGACACCCUGAUGGAGGGUGCUGGCUACACUGUGUCCAUAUCCUUUCUCCAGUCCCCCGAGUCCCAGCAUGUGGGAGGCAUGGUGCCCUACUAUGCCAGCCAGAGGAAAGAGGUCUUCCUCCAAGCCACGCUCCACAGCCCCGAUCCCAGCCUGAGGCUCUUCGUGGAUACUUGUGUGGCUUCUCCAGAUCCCCAUGAUUUUACAACCAUCAAGUAUGAUUUGAUCCGGCAGGGGUGCAUCAAAGACAAUACCUACGUCAACCUCCACCCCCGCCAGAAGAACAUGGCUCAGUUCAAGUUCAAUGCCUUCAGCUUUCUUGACAGCUAUGAUGUCGUAUAUUUACAGUGUAAGGUUGCAGUGUGCAAAGUGGGGGAUUAUGCCUCUCGCUGCUCCCAGGGCUGUGCAGGGCAGAGUAGGAGAGGUGCAGGCCCUGUGGAGUCCAAGGAAGAGCAGACUGAGCAUUUCCAAAUGGUGGGGCCACUGGAGAUCCGCAAAGCCACUGCUCAGAAGGAGACUCUUGAGUGAUUCAUGUGAAUCUGUAGAAAGCAAAGUCUAUUCCUUUUCAAUAAUGUUUGAAAAAUCAGAAGUUAUCCGUGUAGAGACAGGUCAAAGAAAGAGCCAGACAGGAUUGCUUCUCUAAGCUUUGUUACUAAAUAAAUCUACUCUGAUUACUAAACUUCUAAGGCAAUUACUCUUUGCUGGCUACAAAUAUUGCAUUUUCUAAUUCUUUACUCUUAAGAACUUGAUCAUUGUCUUAAAUUGUAAAAAAUGUUACAAAGAGCAGGGUUAUCUCUCUAUACCCCAUUUCCAAUUUAAAGAUUGUUUUUUGAAGUUGACUGUUUAAUCAUCAGAUGCUAUUACGUGGAUCUCUGUUUUUGUCCUCUGAUGGUAUGAGAAUUUAUUUUCAGCUCUUGGCAAGAGUCUUAUGAAAAAUAAACUGUCAGGAAACCACUACUCAUUUUUUAAAACUCUAACUGGUCAGUUGAAUCAAACAUGUCAUUUACUUAUCACAACAAGCUUUAAUGAUUUUGUUUCAAUGGGAAUAAAUCGGGCCUAGGCUUUGUUGUGUUUUGGUUGUAGCUUGCAAAUGAAAGGCUAAAAUAAAAUCACAGGAGCCACAUGUCUGCUGUCUGAGCUGCUAAUGCAGGGCAGGUGAGCUCCAAAGUGGAGCUUAGCCUGCAAGAGUUCUUUGC
Messenger RNA from Saimiri boliviensis boliviensis (Bolivian squirrel monkey), 4849 nucleotides. Lineage: Eukaryota; Metazoa; Chordata; Mammalia; Primates; Cebidae. The record is from RefSeq and is a predicted model, not a curated record.